AUGCAUGCGUAUACUAGGAAAAAUAUACUCCUCCUGAUAAUUGGAUCUUUGGUGGGAGUAACUUUGAGCUGCAUUUUCAUCAAGAGAAAUAGCAUAUGCGAACAGCUGAAAGGUUCAACUAAGAAAUUGAUAGCACAAUUAAUAGUAAGAGGAUCCAAAAAAAAAAAAAAAAAAAAAAAAAAUGAAUCUAUCAGAGCGAAUAUAACGAAUAUAACAAAUAAUGCAAACGGAGCGAAUGUAAGGAAUUCGACAAAUGAUACUAUCCCAGAAGAAUGCCCAGGUGUAGAUAGUGAAAAUGCAGGAAAAUCCAAAAUUUGUGAAGGGUGCCCCAAUAGAAAAAUUUGUAAUGAUCCAGAAUUAAAAAAAGAAAAAGAAAAAGAGAAAAAUCAAAUUUUUAGUGAAGUGCAAGAAAAUUUAAAAAAUGUCAAAUUCAAAAUUUUGAUCUUGUCAGGUAAAGGUGGAGUAGGAAAAUCAACUAUUGCAGCACAGCUAGCUUUUGCAUUAUCUUAUUUAAAUUAUGAUGUUGGUUUGUUGGACAUUGAUAUAUGUGGUCCUUCUAUACCUGUGUUAACAAAAACGUUAGAUAGUGAUGUAAAUUAUAGUAUGAAUGGAUGGAUACCAAUUUAUAAAAAUAAUUUAUCUAUUAUGUCUGUUGGUUAUUUACUACCAAAUUUUGAUGACCCAGUCAUAUGGAGAGGUCCAAAAAAAAAUGGUUUAAUAAAACAAUUUUUAUGUGACGUAUAUUGGAAGAAUUUAGAUUUUUUAAUUAUUGACACCCCUCCAGGGACCAGUGAUGAACAUCUAACCAUAUGUUCUUAUUUAAAAAAUAAUUUAGAUGGAUGUUUAAUAGUUACUACUCCUCAUAUAUUAUCAAUCUGUGAUGUGAAAAAGGAAAUUGAAUUUUGUAAAAAAACAAAUAUAUCUAUAUUAGGUGUUGUAGAAAAUAUGUAUCAAUCCAUUUUUGUAUCCCAAUAUACCGUUGAUAGAAUGUGUUCAGAAAUGCAUGUAGAAUAUGCAGGUAGGAUAACGUUUCAUCAAAAUCUUAUUGAUGCUUGCCAAAAAGGUGUUGGCUGUUGCGAUUUGGAUAUCAGCAGUUCAUCAUCUAAGGAACUUUUUUACUUAUGCAAAUUUUUUGUCGAAAAAAUACUCAAAAAUUAUACCCAUCUGCUAAGCAAUAAUAAUGAAAUAUCGUCCUUACGCUAUACCACAGAAGAAGCUGAUUCUAACCUUAUACAUGAACACGUGGAAGAACAGAAGGAAAAGGAAACACAUGAAAGCCUCAUAGAGGCAGAUGCAUCAAACAGUUCGAGUCCUUUAAAUGUAAAUUUGUUAUAUGCGCAAACGUUGAGCAAAUUGUUAACUCAAAUUGAUCAAGUCAUUGCGGAAAAGGAAAAGUAA
Plasmodium malariae is the source of this 1398-nucleotide messenger RNA. It is a transcript of the gene NBP35, whose product is annotated as cytosolic Fe-S cluster assembly factor NBP35, putative. Gene Ontology annotation, cellular component: cytosol. Gene Ontology annotation, biological process: iron-sulfur cluster assembly. Gene Ontology annotation, molecular function: iron-sulfur cluster binding; ATP-dependent FeS chaperone activity; ATP binding. The transcript has a single exon. The coding region runs from base 1 to 1398 and encodes 465 amino acids. The record is from RefSeq and is a predicted model, not a curated record. NCBI's taxonomy places the organism in Eukaryota, Apicomplexa, Aconoidasida, Haemosporida, Plasmodiidae.